This is a messenger RNA of Trametes versicolor FP-101664 SS1, 673 nucleotides long. RefSeq names its product 60S ribosomal protein L11. Gene Ontology annotation, molecular function: structural constituent of ribosome; RNA binding. Lineage: Eukaryota; Fungi; Basidiomycota; Agaricomycetes; Polyporales; Polyporaceae. Gene Ontology annotation, cellular component: cytosolic large ribosomal subunit; ribosome. The record is from RefSeq and is a predicted model, not a curated record. The transcript has 4 exons. Bases 32 to 565 code for a protein of 177 amino acids. Gene Ontology annotation, biological process: translation.
ACAGCGACAAGACUAACGCCCCCCAGACAAGAUGGCCGAGCAGAAGACCGCCCCCACCAACCCCAUGAAGGAGCUUCGCAUUGACAAGCUCGUCAUUAACAUCUCGGUCGGCGAAUCCGGUGAUCGUCUGACGCGGGCGUCCAAGGUGCUGGAGCAGCUCACCGGUCAGACCCCGGUGACCUCGAAGGCGCGGUACACCGUCCGUCAGUUCGGUAUCCGUCGUAACGAGAAGAUCGCGGCGCACGUCACGAUCCGGGGGCCGAAGGCGGAGGAGAUCCUCGAGCGCGGCCUGAAGGUGAAGGAGUACGAGCUCAUCCGCCGCAACUUCUCCGAGACCGGCAACUUCGGGUUCGGCAUCCAGGAGCACAUCGACCUCGGCGCGCGCUACGACCCCACGAUCGGUAUCUUCGGCAUGGACUUCUACGUCGUGAUGGGCCGCCCGGGCGCGCGGGUGGCGAGGCGGAAGCAGAAGAAGGCCCGUGUCGGGUUCUCGCACCGUAUCAAGAAGGAGGACACGAUGGCGUGGUUCAAGCAGAGGUUCGACGGUAUCAUCUUGGCGAAGUAGAGAGGAUUUGUAUCAUCAGUUUUUAUGCCGUCGCUCUCUCCGCUAUGAUCCUAUUGCUCGCCAUGUACUCCCCACCGCACAUGCACCAAAAGCACCCUACCAUGGCAU